GCUUUGGGAAGAUAUCCAGAACGAUUGAAACAUUUUUUAUGUAAAUAUUAACCACGCCUGCCGUAAUCUCUAAACUACGGGUUAGUAUGGGAUUAUACAACCAAGGCUCAAUUCUCUGUUAUGCUACCAGUUGAUACAUUUGCAUGCACAGUGAGUAAUGAGGUGAAAGGGGAGUGAAGGGAUGCUGAAGGAGGCUGUUGUUGCCACCGGCGGAGCUCAUGUUAAAGACAACAAAUAGCAGCCACUGUGUUGGCUAACAACCCUUUGACAGUCUCCUUCAGAAACAUAUCGCCACUCCACAGGACAAAAAACACGCAGGAUGUAAACGAAGAGACGGCCACAUGUGCUCCAUCAAGUGGAGAAGAUGUCACUGGUUGUGGUUGGUACGCUCCUGUGCCUGUCUUGUUGGGUCUCUCUCUACUUUAUCUUGUGCAACGUCAACGGGUCCAGGAGCUACGAGUGGAACUGUCGCCUCGUCACCCUGGUACAUGGCAUCCUGGCAGUCUGCAUCACAGGAUACAUAGGCUAUGUCGAUGGACCCUGGCCUUUCACUAAUCCAGGUACUAAGAACAGUCCUCUGCAAAUAAGUGCCAUGUUGGUGAGCCUCGGCUACUUUAUUUUCGACAUGGCCUGGUGUGUGUACUUCCGCACAGAGGGCCCCGUUAUGUUGGCCCACCACACCAUGAGCAUCCUGGGAAUCCUGUUGACCCUGUGGUUGGGGGAGUCUGGCAUCGAAGCCUGCGCGGUGCUCUUUGGCAGUGAAAUCACCAACCCCCUCCUGCAAGCACGCUGGUUCAUCAAACAGACAGGACAUUACGGGACACGGCUGGGGGACAUUGUGGACGUCCUGUUCGUGCUGCUGUUUGUGGUGAUGCGAGUGUUCGUGGGAGGCACAAUGCUGUACUGUGAGCUGAUCUCACCCAACCCAAGAUUCUUUAUCAAGUGUGGGGGAGUGGCUAUGUACGCUCUGUCCUGGGUGUUCAUGGUGGACAUUGUUCGAUUUUGCAUAAAGAAGAGCAAGAGCUGGCAAAAACAGAGGAGAGAUCAACAAGAAACAGUAGCAGCUAAUGGUCACGAAGGGAAGAAUGACUGAUUGCCUUUCCAAAGUCAGUCUAUGCUUUUUUCUACCAUGGACGCCCAAGGGAAAUUACAAAGAAAAUCAACUUUUUGUAUGUAAAACUGACAUUUCAAAAUGGAUCAUUCAAAUCGAGAACCCUCCUUUGACAUCUUUCUGUGAGGUCUAACAUUUUCUGGACUUUUAUCCAGCUAAUUCAGCCGAACACUUAUUUGAUUGUUGUGUAAAAUGUGCAGUUGAGAAACAACACAGAUGUAGAUUAAGACACUGAAAACUAAAGCACUUUCUGCAAACACAUGAACAGAUGUUGCUUUCAGUUGCAAUGCACCGUGCCCUAGUAACAUGUUGUGUAAUUGCUUGCAAAGGAAAGCUCAAUGUUAGGAAAGAGACAGUUUACAUAUUAUGCCUUUCCUCUUUGUGAAAUAUUUUUCAUAAUUUCAAUAGGUUUUUUGGCAUAUGGGAAACUGCGAGCAGAUGUGAAAGGUGUACUCAGGGAGAUCAAGAGUGGGAUGGAUUCCAGAGAAAUGUAUGUGAUAUGUUUGAUUACUUAGUUUGAUUCAGUUUAUAGCAACAACUUUACCCUUUUCCUGCUUUCUAAAAUCUUGGUUCAAGAUCCUGCCCAUAAAACAUUCAUUUAACUUUCCACUGAUAAAUCAAGAGACCCUUCUCAUAAAUAGAACUCUGCGUUGGUAAUGCUAUUGUUUUGCAGUCCAUUUGGAUAUUUAUGUUGACUUUGAAUAUGUGGAAAUGUUUGGUCGUUAUUUGAGAGGUGCGAUUACAAAGGAUACGUUGUCUGUUCUGAUAGCUCUCAGUUAAUUUCAUUUAGUUGAGUCACAUUUCAGUCUCACAGAGACAAUUCAAUUAAAUGUAUAGUUAGCUAUCUGUACAGCGUGCAAAAUCAUAUCGAGAUGAAUUACUCAUAUCAGGUUAUUUUUUUGCAAAGUUCUGUUCCACUCACUCUUAACACAUCAAAAAGUAUUUAUUUUACCUACUACCUGUUUAGAGAGUUAUGAGUUUAAGUAUUUAAUGUUUAUUUAAUGUGAUAUGAUGAUUGCUAUACUGUGAUGGUAAUUAUCAGAAACAUUUUCAUCUCAAUAGUGAUUGUGAUAUUAUAUUGUCCAGAAAGAACACACAAGUGCAUUAUGGGAUACGAUUUAUCUUACUCCAUGACUGAAUUUGCUCCAUGCCGAUAAAGCUACCAAACUACCAGGAUUUAUCUUUGAGCUUGGAUCUGUUUUCUUAUUAUUAUGACCAUAUUUGUAUAUUAUUAUCAUCAUUAUUAUCAGUGCACAUGGAUUUCUGCAGUAGUGUGCUAAAAGACUUGCCAUUUAUUUAUUUUUUCUCUUUAUGUGUUAUUGAGAUUUGCUGUUUUUGUGGCAGAAUCAUGUGAGCAUCACCAUUCUAUCAAAGAAACUAAAAAUCUAACUGGUGUGUGCCUUAGUUAUCUAUACUUUUCUAAAUAUGUGUUACUUUUUGUUCUAUGCUGUACAUUUAACCCUCCAAAAUCUACAUAGCAGUAAUGAAGAACCAUUUUGAGUUUGGGGUUAAAUGAUUUGCCUUUGUAAUCCCUUUGUGAAGUCGGAUAUACAAAUGUGACUGUUUGUAUGCCUUGAAAUAAAAUGUAAACAAAAACAUUUCAACUAUAA
Messenger RNA from Trematomus bernacchii (emerald rockcod), 2721 nucleotides. RefSeq names its product TLC domain containing 5a (gene tlcd5a). The transcript has 3 exons. Lineage: Eukaryota; Metazoa; Chordata; Actinopteri; Perciformes; Nototheniidae. The record is from RefSeq and is a predicted model, not a curated record. Gene Ontology annotation, cellular component: membrane. The coding region runs from base 365 to 1093 and encodes 242 amino acids.